CCCACACGGGCGCGCCGAGCCAGCACAUGUCGCUCACCUUAAACAUUACCCGCACCUUGGCGCGGGUCCGACGGCGCCAGCGCCGCAGGAGACUCUUCGAAAGUGCUGCUUCCAUUCUGAGUAGGACCCUCGUCGCAGCCCAGGCAUCUAAGCAGCUACCGAAGGAGGACCAGGACCAAGACGAAAUGACAAGUGUCAGAACCAGUAGCGAGGCUGAAGACGUGAGCCGAGAGGAUCUGGGCCCGGAACCGGAAGCUGUACAACAUUCAGAACGAGUAAAGCCCACUUCAUCAGCUCAGAACCAGCCUCCGCCUCCCGCCAUUGUCUCCUCUAAGAGCCUGCCCGUGGUUCCAUCGCCCUCUGUCAGUCAGCCUCUCAGGAUUUGUUAUUCUAAGAGCCUGCCUACGAUCCAGCCUCUAGUCACCAUUGCCUCUGACAACCUGCCUGGUGUCCCCUUGUACCCUACAGCUCAGCCUCUGGACAUUCUGGUCUCUGAUACCCAGACUGCAGCUUCCAUGGCCUCACAGAGGUACCCCCUGGUGCAUGUGGCUGCACAGAGCCAUUUCCAGGUCCCAGGAGACUCCGAGAGGGAUUUCCAGAAUCAUUCUCUGGCCUCUCAAACUCAGCCUCCACCUGUUCAGGCUUUCCAAACCCAGGCUCUGGCCUCCCAGGCCCCUCUGACCCAGCUUACGCCAGCCCCAUUUUUUCAGACCCAACCUGUGGACCCAUGGGUCACCCUGGCUGUCCAGGACUCUCAGGCCCUGUAUAACACCCAACAGGCCCCCAUGAGCACUACUUUAUUUCAAGAGACUGAGCUCAGACAAUCUUCACAUGCCCAGGAGCCAUUGGGGGGCCAGGAACUAAGCCAGGAAGUCCCUGACACUGUAUCCCCGCUCCCCGAGUCCCUGGCUCUAGCUACUGAGGCCCAGCAGUCAAUGCCCCACGAGAGUGGGCCUGCCCCUACCACCCAGAACAGUCGCCAUCUCUAAUACAGAAGCAGAUGCUCUGGCCUCUGCCAAAACUCACCAAUGUUUCUACAUAUUUAAGAGCCAACUUUAUAAAAGUACAAAUACAUUCAUCUCAUUUUGGAAACCUCCAUCUGGAAUUUUGACCAACUCAUACCAGCAGACUUGCUAGACUGGGCGAGGCGGCCUGAUAAGCCAUGAUCGCCAGCCAGGCCUAGGUACCCCACCAAUACAAGAAUUUCGUGC
Molecule: messenger RNA, 1211 nt
Organism: Myotis lucifugus (little brown bat)
Lineage: Eukaryota; Metazoa; Chordata; Mammalia; Chiroptera; Vespertilionidae
Exons: 2
Coding region: 27-989 (320 amino acids)
Source: RefSeq, a predicted model, not a curated record